UAAACACCAACUCCAGAGCUUCUACAUCGAAAUCAGUUUCGCACUUAUCUACUUUAUUAGCAAUUUCAUCACAACUUGAUGACCCUGAUAUUGUGGCCAAAAAUGCAAUAGGUCAAAAUGAUGCAAUAGCUAAAAUCAAGAAAGCAAAUCAUGAAAAAAGACUAGGAAAACUUAAACGUUAUACAAAAGCUCAAGCUAAACUUAGAGCAAAAAAGCAAAAACAACUCAAAGAUAAUGGUAUCGUUGAGCAAUAUAACAAACCUGGACAACCAUCAACAGCUAUGUUAUAUCCGGAACUUUGGAACAAUAUUCAUGAUUGU
Molecule: messenger RNA, 320 nt
Organism: Dentiscutata erythropus
Lineage: Eukaryota; Fungi; Glomeromycota; Glomeromycetes; Diversisporales; Gigasporaceae
Source: the annotation of a GenBank genome assembly